This is a messenger RNA of Populus nigra (black poplar), 3811 nucleotides long. Its product is annotated as E3 ubiquitin-protein ligase SPL2. The record is from RefSeq and is a predicted model, not a curated record. Gene Ontology annotation, biological process: organelle organization; protein ubiquitination. The transcript is spliced from 7 exons. NCBI's taxonomy places the organism in Eukaryota, Viridiplantae, Streptophyta, Magnoliopsida, Malpighiales, Salicaceae. Gene Ontology annotation, molecular function: ubiquitin-protein transferase activity. Bases 41 to 1330 code for a protein of 429 amino acids.
AUAAAUAAAACAUGAAUAACAAGCCCCUAUACAAACGAAAAUGUCAUCACGUUCCCAUGAGCAAGCACUGGCCGCCCUGCUAUCCCAACUUGCUCUCUCCUUCGACGGAGCAAUUCUCGGGGCAGCUCUUGCCUACGCCGCCGUACGUUCAAUUCUCAAUUACACUGCAAAUUCCAAAUCCCUUGCCAAAAUCAGCAAGGCACCCACUCUCUCCCUCUCCGACCUCCGAUCGCUCCUUCAAAAUCACGAUCAAGACCACCAGGACCAUGAGCAGAACCUCGUAAUUGUCAGAGGAAUCGUUGAGGCUAAAUCAGCCGUUGAAUGGACAUGGAAGGAGAGCUUUAGACCCCCCAAUGUCUUGCUUUCUCAUAAUUCUGCUUAUAAGGCGGUUAUUCUUCAAAAAACUCAAACUUGUAUAUACAACGAAUGGAAGGGCUUUUUAGGAUGGACUUCCGAGUUGCGGGCUAUCUUUGGCAGAUCUUUGAAAGAACAAGAAACAACCUUAUUAAGAACGGUUCCUUUUAUACUAGUUGAAGGUGCUCAAUGGCCACGGUCUGAUUAUGUUAUCGUGAACAUGGUCGGAUCAGUACACCCCCUACCUCUUACGACUGUUUAUCAUCAGUUGCAACGAAUUGCUGCUUCUCGUUAUACAUUCAUUCAGGCACUUUUUGGUCAUGAAUACCCUGUUGGGGUGCUUCACGAGGAGAAAAUCCUGCCAUUAGGGAAGUGUAUCAGUGCUGUUGGCAUUUGCAAUUCUAGAAAAGGAAUUCCUGAGAUAAAAUCUUGCAAGGAUCUUCCCUAUUUUCUGGCUGACAUUACCAAAGAUCAAAUGGUGGCAGAUCUUGCCUUCACGGCGAAAAUACAGCUAUGGAGUGGUAUUGUUCUUGGUUCACUUUCAAUUGGGGUCCUUGGCUUCGCUGUUAUGAGGAACUGGAAUAAAUGGCAAGCGUGGAGGCAAAGACACUCUCACCUGCCGAGCCAUACUACCAUUGAUGCAGAUGUCUCUCGGAUUGAUGAAGAUGAAGCAGGAGAUGUGCCAGAUGGACAGUUGUGUGUGAUCUGCUUGACGAGGAGAAGGCGAUCUGCAUUCAUUCCCUGUGGGCAUCUUGCAUGCUGUCAUUUCUGUGCUAUAUCAGUUGAAAGUGAGGCAAGUACUGCCCUGUUAUUUUUCCUUUUUGGGAAAAAACUGGCAGAUAUCAGCCAUCUCGGUCGGAGAAAACAGUCUCAAGAGCCAAUUAAUUGGUUUUUCGUAAUUGCAUCUAUGAUGGGAAAGGUCGAGAUUGGAAGGGAAUUUGUCAUUGUUAUCGACCCCUGUCGAAGGAGAAGGUAGAGUAGGUUACAUAGUGCUGGGAAAGGAGCAAAUGUUUUGUGCUGCACUUGUGUAAUAUCAUCACUAACAAUAUCAAAGAUCAUCACUAACAAUAUCAAAGACGAUUUGUAACAGAAGCACUUCCAUAGUCUACCAAAAAAACAUAACACCUUUACAUGAAGAGAACAAGAUGCUGCUAAAGUUUCGACUCACUUCCUUUCAUAUCUAACUUCCAUAGUGAACAAAAAGAAACAGGCUGCCCUUUCCACCAUAACCCCACACAGCCAUCUUUCCCUUCCCCUCUCAUCUCCCAGUUACUAUCAUACUUCCUCAACAGUGCUCGAGCUCCAUCAAUGGCGUCUUCUCCAAACAACUCGCCAACAAAUCCCACCCCUCUCAUCCUCUCACACCAUUUUUCUUUUCCUUCAUUCAUCUCUCCACGAUUUGUCAAGGCCUUCGCUGCCUCGCCUUCCAUCAUCCGUCUUUCGACACUCUCUCGGCCUUUGAAAGCUGAGCUUGUCGAGUCCAAAAAUCUCCAUAAAUACUCUACUCUCCUUGAAAAUCCUGUUGCAAAAUCCCCACAACUGUUGCAGCUACAAUCCAUAUUGUUUUCGGUGAGUAUCACGCCUUUUGGCUCCAACCUUCUCAGAACUCUCAAGAACUCAGUUCUUUCAUCUGGUGUGUUGUGGUUUAAAUGAUGGAGUCUGAAUUGCGCACAAACUAUUAAUGCUUCGUCGGGUUUGGUGUCUAUUAUUCGUCCACUAAGUUUUUGUAAUGAGUGGUUAUCAAGCCUUUUGAUUUGCAAAUUGAUGUUCAUAGACUUGGCAAAACCUAGUAGUCUGGAGGAAAAAUUGUCUCCAGGUGGACCUAUUGAAAACGGGGUCUCAGUGGUUUGAUCAUUUUCAGAAGCGGCCGUGAUGACUGUGAUGCGUACUAGAGGAGGAGGUCCUCCAGGACGGCGAGUCAAGGCCUCAAGAAGUGUAGGCCACUGUACACCAUGGGAUACCCCAAUAUCAAGAACAUGAAGGUUUCGCCUAGGAUCUUGUUCCUGUGCAAGAACUUGAAGGAUAGAUGCAUUAGCAAUGUUGUGAGGGAAGGCAAACCAAGGACUCACCUCGUAGAAUUUGAGUAAAGAUUUUUGAAAGAACUUUGGCUCAGUAGAAGCAAAAGUAAUGGUUCCUGUAGAUGCUGAGGACAAGGUUGAGGAGGAUGAUAGGUGGUGAGUCAGUGCUCGAAGACCAUAAGCUGCUAGCCUGUGGUUAGCAUCGCCAGUUAAUGAGGCUAGCUCAUGGAGUACAUACAGAAGGUGCUGCACCCGUGACAUGUUUCCAAUAGGGAUAGCGGCUGCACAAGGAUUGAGUAACUGUUCUGCCCAUCUCCCUUCCUUGUUGUUACCGUUAUUGCCGUUAAUACCUGUACCCUUGUUGGUGGUUUUCUUAUUUCCAUUUGAUUUUUUCACUACUACCACUGCUUCACCAUCUUGCUGUUUCUUGUUUAUCCAAUUAUUUGGAUUCUUUCUCUGAUGAUGAUUCUGGGACGUUUUGGUAACCGGGUCUUCAGGAUCUUUCCGUUUCUUGUUUGAAGUGGUCGAUUGUGGGUGAUUAGAUAAGGUGGGAGCAAUUGGUGGUACUAGGCUAGUUGUAUUGAUAUUUGUGGUGGUGCUUGUGGUUAUGCUGCUGCUGAGACUAGCGUUGGUGUUGACUAGAUCCUGGUAAAACUCUUCUGCUUGAUCCCACCAUUGAUAGGGAUUGGUAUCGGCUGUGUUGUACGGAUCAUCAAAGUAAGAUGGCACGAACGAUACUGAAUCCUCUAGCCAAUCCAAUACGUGAUCUGAUGUAUGGCUUGGCUCUGAUUCUUCAAUGGUCAUUUUCUGCUUGACACAGGAUGGAAAAGGUGCAAUGGAACAGAGGACAGAUCUCGUAGACUUAAUUUCUCUUUCUGGAAGGAGACGGUAGAGAGCAUAUUCUAUAGGGUUCGGUGUGCUGUUCAUUUGGAGGUUGUGAUGUUUUAUUUAAGCCAUAGGAGAUAGAGAUUAGAGAACAUGAACUCUUCUUUUGUUUUUGUUAUUAACUUAUUCUCUUGUUAUGUCAGAGUGGUUGAGAUCUAUGCAACGAUGAUGUUCGCAGAAAGAGCCUUGGGGAAUUGUGAUUGGUGUUGACUAUUUGGAUUCUCAAGAGACGGCAAACUAUGUCUUUGCUAAUUUAAAAUUGCAAUUUCAUGUUUGGUUCUGUUUUGUACCAUUUGUGGUUUGGUUUUGUCUCUGGAUUGAAAUAGACCUAUCCACUACAACCAAGUUUCUAGUUUUGGACUCCCAUGGAAGAUACCCCAUUGUUGCUUAGAAUUUGUUAAGAGCCCUCUUGUUCUAUGACUUGAGCCCGCCCGAAGUGGAAUGAACCUCGACCAAAUCAAUUCUCAGUUUUGACUCUUCCAUUGUUGCUUUGUUAUUUUCAGGUAAAUAGUAACACCUACUGUCUGGAAUCAAAUCCUUUCCUUUUUAUUUUA